AUGGGAAUAUAUACUAUCGUCUAUGGUGGUACCCUCUACGUGUGCUUAACAAAAACGACGCCCAAUACGAGCAAUCGAGUAGUUUUACCCACCAUCACAAUUUUAUACCUGUUUGCUCUUGUCUACUUCAUCCUCGUGUGGUAUAUCCUGAACUGGACAUACGUUUUGCAUGGCGACACCAAAGCGUCGAUUUUUGUGGCGUCCUACGCUCCUCCGGGAUGGUUUAACAUUGCGGACGAGUUGUUACAAGGGUUGCCGAUUGUCAUUGCGGAUGCACUUUUGAUUUGGAGGUGUUACCACGUUUGGGGAAAGUCAUGGAAAGCAAUUUCGUUUCCGUCAUUUUUCCUUGUUUCAGAGCUCAUUUUGGGUAUUUCGGACGUCAUAUUGGAAUCCCAAGUCCCCCUGUAUUCUAUGGCUGGAAGCAGCACUCUUGCGCGAAAAAUCAAAACGGCACUAGCCUUCACCUCUGUCAUCACCACGUCCUCUUCAACCUUUCUGAUCGGAUACAAAAUACGCACAGUAUCCAACGGCAUCGGCCAGUCUUCAACACGGUACAUCCGCAUUUUCACCAUCAUCUUGGAAUCUUCCGCGAUUUAUUCAGUUGUGCUGCUUAUGUUUGCGCUCACCUUCUUGCCAGUGUUUGAUUCGGACAAUCUGGAGUCACCCUUGUCGCAAGCGGGCAUCUACGUUGCUUCACUCCUAAAUAUUAUAUCGGUAUGUGAGAUGCGUAUAUCAGAUCUUUUGGAUGCUGAAGACCCGUAUUUAGGGACUGCCACCGACCAUUAUGGUCCUGUUGAUUGCGCUAUCCACUUCAAACAGCAAGACUUCGACGGCUAUAAAAACCAACGUGUCUACAAUGAACUUUAG
Molecule: messenger RNA, 867 nt
Organism: Psilocybe cubensis
Lineage: Eukaryota; Fungi; Basidiomycota; Agaricomycetes; Agaricales; Agrocybaceae
Exons: 5
Coding region: 1-867 (288 amino acids)
Source: RefSeq, a predicted model, not a curated record